Molecule: messenger RNA, 3297 nt
Organism: Aspergillus terreus NIH2624
Lineage: Eukaryota; Fungi; Ascomycota; Eurotiomycetes; Eurotiales; Aspergillaceae
Product: nuclear import receptor PSE1
Exons: 6
Coding region: 1-3297 (1098 amino acids)
Biological process (GO): protein import into nucleus
Cellular component (GO): nucleus; cytoplasm
Molecular function (GO): small GTPase binding; nuclear import signal receptor activity
Source: RefSeq, a predicted model, not a curated record
AUGUCCCUACUCCCGCCUGAGGUUCACUCGGCGCUCUCGCAGCUGCUGCGCGCCCUCUCCACCCCCGACAACGCCGUCCGCGCCCAGGCCGAAGACCAGUUGAACAAUGAUUGGAUUCAGAACCGUCCCGACGUCCUGUUGAUGGGAUUGGCCGAACAGAUCCAAGGCGCCGAAGAGGUGGUGACUCGCACAUUCUCCGCCGUCCUGUUCAGAAGAAUCGCGACAAAAACCCGCAAAGACCCCGUCACGAACGAAGCCAAGGAGCUCUUCUCGACCUUGAGUGGUGAACAGCGUCUAGUCAUCCGUGAGAAGCUGGUGACCUGCCUGACGAGCGAGUCCACUACCGACGUGCGCAAGAAGAUUGGUGACGCUGUCGCCGAGAUUGCACGUCAAUACACCGACAAUGGCGACCAAUGGCCGGAGCUCCUCGGGGUUCUCUUCCAGGCGAGCCAGUCCCCCGAUGCUGGUCUGCGAGAGGCCGCCUACCGCAUUUUCUCGACCACUCCGGGAAUCAUCGAACGGCCUCACGAGGACGCGGUGACCGGUGUGUUCAGCAAGGGAUUCAAGGAUGAUAACAUUGCCGUGCGCAUCGCGGCCAUGGAAGCCUUCGCCUCUUUCUUCCGUUCCAUCUCCAAGAAAUCCCAGCCAAAGUUCUUCUCGUUGGUGCCCGACAUCCUCAACGUGCUGCCUCCCUUGAAGGAAUCGUCCGAGAGCGACGAGCUCUCCUCCGCUUUCAUGGCCCUCAUCGACCUCGCCGAAAUCAGCCCCAAGAUGUUCAAGGGCAUGUUCAACAACCUCGUCAAGUUCAGCAUCAGCGUCAUUGCCGACAAGGAUCUCAGCGAUCAGGUGCGCCAGAACGCCCUGGAGCUCAUGGCAACUUUCGCCGACUACGCCCCCAACAUGUGCCGCAAGGAUCCCGAGUUUGCCCGCGACAUGGUCACCCAGUGUCUGAGUUUGAUGACUGAUAUUGGAGUUGACGAUGACGAUGCGGCCGAAUGGAACGCUUCUGAGGAUCUCGAUCUCGAAGAGAGUGAUCUCAAUCAUGUCGCUGGUGAGCAGUGCAUGGACCGUCUGGCCAACAAGCUCGGUGGACAGGUGAUCCUGCCCGCUACUUUCAACUGGAUCCCCCGUAUGAUGUCGUCGUCCGCUUGGCGGGAUCGCCACGCCGCGCUCAUGGCUAUCUCCGCCAUCUCCGAGGGCUGUCGCGACCUGAUGGUCGGCGAGCUGGAUCAGGUGCUGGCCCUGGUUGUCCCGGCCCUUCAGGACCCCCAUCCCCGUGUGCGGUACGCCGGUUGCAACGCCUUGGGCCAGAUGAGCACCGACUUCGCGGGCACCAUGCAGGAGAAGUACCACCAGGUGGUGCUCAGCAACAUUAUCCCCGUGUUGGACAGCACUGAGCCGCGUGUCCAGGCGCACGCUGCCGCCGCGCUGGUCAACUUUUGCGAGGAGGCCGAGCGCAAGAUCCUCGAGCCCUACCUCGCGGAUCUCCUCCAGCACCUGCUGCAGCUCCUCCGCAGCCCUAAGCGCUACGUUCAGGAGCAGGCACUCUCCACCAUUGCCACCAUCGCUGACUCCGCCGAGAACGCGUUCGAUCAGUAUUACGAUACCCUCAUGCCGCUUCUGUUCAACGUGCUGAAGGAGGAGCAGUCCAAGGAGUACCGCCUGCUGCGGGCCAAGGCGAUGGAAUGCGCCACGCUGAUCGCCCUGGCGGUGGGCAAGGAGAAGAUGGGACAGGAUGCCCUCAACCUGGUGCAGCUGUUGGGUAACAUUCAGCAAAACAUUGUCGACGCAGAUGACCCGCAGUCUCAGUACCUGUUGCACUGCUGGGGCCGUAUGUGCCGCGUCCUCGGUCCCGACUUCGUGCCAUAUCUCCCCGGUGUGAUGCCACCUUUGUUGACCGUGGCGGCCGCCAAGGCUGACAUCCAGCUGCUGGACGACGAGGACCAGAUCGACCAGGUGGAGCAGGAUGAAGGUUGGGAGCUGGUGCCGCUCAAGGGCAAGAUCAUCGGCAUCAAGACCAGCGCACUGGAGGACAAGAACACGGCCAUCGAGCUGAUCACGAUCUACGCGCAGAUCCUCGAGGCGGCCUUUGAGCCCUAUGUGUUGGAGACGAUGGAGAAGAUCGCGGUGCCCGGCUUGGCGUUCUUCUUCCACGACCCCGUGCGGGUGUCGUCGGCCAAGCUCAUUCCCCAGCUGCUCAACUCGUACCGCAAGGCGCACGGUGACACGUCGCCUGGGUUCGCGCAGAUGUGGAGUAAGGUGGCGGAGAAGAUCAUCGAGGUGCUGAGCGCCGAGCCCACGGUCGACACCCUGGCGGAGAUGUACCAGUGCUUCUACGAGUCCCUGGAGGUGGUGGGCAAGAACUGCCUGACACCGGCGCACAUGCAGGCGUUCAUCGCGUCGGCCAAGUCGACACUCGAGGACUACCAGGUUCGGGUGAAGGCACGUCUGGAGGAGCGGGCCGAGGCGGCGGGCGGCGACGGUGACGAGGAAGAGAACCUGGACUACGAGUAUGCGGUGGAGGACGAUCAGAACCUGCUGAGCGACAUGAACAAGGCGUUCCACACCGUGUUCAAGAGCCAGGGCACGAGCUUCCUUCCCGCGUGGGAGACGCUCCUCCCGUUCUACGAUGCGUUCAUCACCAGCCAGGACCCGACGCAGCGCCAGUGGGCCCUGUGCAUUAUGGAUGACGUCCUGGAGUUCUGCGGGGCGGAGUCGUGGAAGUACAAGGACCACAUCAUGCAGCCGCUGGCCGCGGGUCUGCAGGACCAGAACGCUGCCAACCGGCAGGCGGCGGCCUAUGGCGUGGGCGUGGCGGCGCAGAAGGGCGGCCAGCCCUGGAGCGAUUUCGUGGCGGCCAGCAUUCCUAGCCUGUUCCAGGUGACGCAGAUUCCCCAGGCUCGCACCGAGGAGCACGUGUAUGCGACGGAGAACGCGUCGGCCAGUAUCGCCAAGAUCCUGCACUACAACGGCGCCAAGGUGGCCAAUGCCCAGGAGAUCGUGACCAACUGGAUCAACACGUUGCCGAUUAUCUACGACGAGGAGGCGGCUCCGUAUGCGUACUCGUUCAUUGCACAGCUGAUUGAUCAGCAAAACCCGGCGGUCAUGUCCAACGCCGACAAAGUGUUCGGUUACAUUGUGCAGGCGCUGGAGGCAGAGACGCUGCAGGGCCAGACAGCUGCACGGGUGGCCACCUCAGCCAAGCAGCUGGUCGCAGCGACGGGGCUGAACGCAGAGCAGAUCCUGGCGGGCGUGAAUCCAGACAACCAGGCCGCGGUGCGCAGUUACUUCCAGUAG